Messenger RNA from Closterium sp. Yama58-4, 501 nucleotides. NCBI's taxonomy places the organism in Eukaryota, Viridiplantae, Streptophyta, Zygnematophyceae, Desmidiales, Closteriaceae. The record is from the annotation of a GenBank genome assembly.
AUGCCCGAAACCGGCGCGGACGCUAUUCGCGCAGAUCUCAUCGCCCGCAUCACCGCCAUGCUGAAGCCGCACUUCUUCCGCCGUGGCUCCGUUCCGGAGUUUGAAGUCGCCACCGGCGAGGCGCUCCGGGUUCCGCGCCGUUCCUAUGCUCGGCUCUGCUUUUCGUGGCCUACGGAGGAAGAGGCUGAGGACUUUAAGCGCCUCUUCCCCCGUUCCAUCCCCCUUAAUGCCUCCCGCUCCGUGCUUCUUAAGGUCUUCGAAGACCGUAACCCUGGCUUCACGGCUGCCAAGGCCGGGGGCGCCGCCACACUGUCGCUCCGCAACAUCCGCCCUGGGUAUACCCCGGAGGAUGUCCGCGAGUUUCUGCUACAAGGCGCGGAUCCGGCUGAGCCUGCGUGGCUUGCGGACCUGCAGUUCUUCCAUCGCACCACCGACCCGUACGAGGAGGUUUUCCUCCCUGUUUUCACCGGCAUCCCUCUCCCCCCCCCCCCCCCCGGAUGA